This is a messenger RNA of Rotaria sp. Silwood1, 744 nucleotides long. NCBI's taxonomy places the organism in Eukaryota, Metazoa, Rotifera, Eurotatoria, Philodinida, Philodinidae. The record is from the annotation of a GenBank genome assembly.
AUGUAUAUUGAAUCUCAUUCUCGUAUUGAAUCUCAGGUAAAUGUGAAAGUAUUGAAUCAAAACAAUACGAUUAAUACAUUACCACGUCGAUUGGAUUCUUAUCGUUCAUCUACGGAUAAAAGAUCUUCUAGUCAUCGGAAAAAUUAUUUAUCGUCGUGGGAAAAUGAUCCAGCAUCUUUCUACUCAUUAUAUUCUUACGAUACUCUUGGUAUGAAACAAAUAAAAUAUAGAUGUUGGCUUUACAAAAAAAUCAACGAAAACGAUGGUAGUACUACAUUAGGUUGUCGUUUAUGUGAACAGUAUCGUAUGAUAAAAAACAAGAACGGAAAAGAAAAUACUUGGGCGACCAAAGGAUUUAAUGUAUUAGCAUUAGACAAAAUUAAAGAACAUCGUUUGAAUGAAAAGCACAAAGAAGCAGAAGCAUUGGAAUUACAACGAACAUCGAUGAAUCAACCUGACUGGAUUUCAACAAGAACAACUGUUCUGUCCCGUCAGGAAGAAUCCAUUAAAAACUUAAUGUAUUCAUGUAUUUAUUUAUGUCAAAAUGAUCACUCAUUAAAUAGCUUCACACCGCUUUGUGAUCUAUUAGAAAAAGUCGGUGUUAAAUUGUUACCAGCCGAAGUUAGUGGUGUUAGUUAUCGAAACGAUAACGCUGCGUUAAUCUUUCUUCAACAUAUAGCAAGUGUUUUACAUGAAGAUCUUAUUCGAAAGCUGAAAAAUAGUCCUGUGUUAGGUAUGUGUUAA